GGCCGUGACCCGGUUGAGGUCAACAUGUGCGUGUCAUCGAUAGUUGUUGUAUUCAUGUUACUUUUCUGCUUUGAAAACAUGCGAUAAAGAUGGUUUCAAGACACCGAUAAUCAGUAACGUUCACUGACAAGAUGUGUGGAUCUCUGCUGAAGGACCUGUGUUUGUUUAGUGAACAUGGGCGUGGUCAUCUUCCUACGCUGGUGUCCAGGCUGGAGACUUUGGGUGCUUCGCUGCAGCAGCCUGGUCCUGAAGGGGGUCAACUAGUCACUGAUCUUGUGGACACCUUCUUCAAAUGUCUGGGAUGCUCCAAAAUGUCCAGACAGAUUGAAAAGGUUCUGAGCAGUGUUCCUCCUUCCAAGGCACCAAUAGUGGAAUCUCAGAUGACUGUCAAAGUACAAGAACUGCUCACAGACAGAGAUUUACUACACAAAGUUAGCUGUGUUUUGGAGCAGAGUAAGGUGGCAAGGGAGAUAAUUCACAGGCAUCUCCAAGACUUGUGUUGUUGCUUGCAUACAACCAUAGACAGUAUCCUCCAUGAAGAGUCUCAACCACAAGGAGCUGCUACAAUGUACACUGUUGGCAAGAUCAGCCUGCAGGUGUUACACCACUUCAGUGAGGAUCUGCAUCGUGUCGUGUGGCUGGGCCAUGACGUCACUGCUGAACGUCUCACAGAACAUGUCUCACUCCUAUUUCAGAACCUUGUAACAGUUCUAACCUGCAGUGGCUUUGCUGCAGACAUCUAUCUGUUCGCCGGGACAACUGUGGCCAUGUUGUUGAACCAGGCACCAGAUCCACACGCCACAGUUGAGAGCCUGAGGCAGGUGUUCAGGGUCAUUGCGGACGGUUGUGGAUGCUGCCAUCUCGGACACCUCAAGAUGAAUAUUGUGAAGAGGGAUGGACAGGAUUGCAACAGAUUUUCUGAGUUGGCGCUCAUCAAAGCUGUUGUCAUGUGUUGUCGUCUAGACGUCCUGACUCUCAGUACAAACGUCCUUCCUGGUUUACCUGACAGGGGAGAUAACUCGUGUCAGGUACCACUCAGGGACAACCAACUCUUGUUGACACUGUUUCCAAGAGUAUUGAGGUUUUGUGGUGACCAGACUUCAAACCAGUAUCAUGCCUUUCAAAUUCUGUCCGUCUGGUUCAAGAGCUUACACAAGUGCCUGCCAACAAUACACUCAAACCAUGAAACAGUUGGUUUUACAUCUAAAGAUUCAUUCUAUCUCGAGGAAACCCUGAAGCUUGUCUUUCUUAACUGGGACAGUCCUGUAGAUGGCGUUGCAGCCUUUGUGUGUGAGAUAUUCCAGGCAGUGUUGUCUGUGUGGAGCUGGGAGAGGGCGGACAGACAUACAGACAAUGACAGACUCAGUGAGGAACUUCUGUCUCGACUCCUGGAUAUCCCAUGGUAUGCGAGGGGGAAGUACAAGCUGCUGGGGCUGAUCCUGCCCUAUACAGACAUCAGCAAGCUGUUUGCUAAUGCUUGCCUGAAAGGACAUCUCCUGCAGUGUAUGUCAACCAAUGACCUUUCACCCCCUGCUUCGGAUGUUUACAAGAGCAGUUUGCAACAAAUAAGGAAUGUCUGUGAGAAGGAGAAUCAGCUGACUGUGUGGCGGGAGGCAUGGCUGGAGCUUCUCCUGGCUGGACUCUUCAGUGAUGAACCACUGCUGUUCAGGAAGAUGUGUGAUUAUUGGAUCCCACUGACGUUAAAGUUGCUGCCAGCAUCUGCAACGUUCCUGCCGCACCAUGUGUGUGAGCUGCGACGUGAGAGUCUGUGUGAGGCUCGCAGGAGACGAGCCCUGUACGUCUGGCUGGUCCUUCUCCGUAGCAUCCGGAACAAUAAGGGUCUCCAGGAACAGGAUUUCAAUGUUGAACUGCUGACUGAAGCUUUGUACUCCAGAGAGGAAGAAGUCAGAGGGGAGGCUGUAGCUUUUCUUUGUGUGACGAAAAAAUCAGAACUGCUCACUGAGAGAGAGGUAGAUCUACUACAGAGUGGUCUCCCCUUGUGUCUGCGGGUAGAUUCUGCUCCUUUCCGACAAAACCUCGCUUCCAGCAUGAAGAAACUGAUGAUGCGACUUCGCGAUGGUUGUCUGGCAGGGAUCAAGAAGAAGCAGGAGGAGCUGGUCAGGUCGCUGGAGUUCCUUGACUGGCUGCAUGGGACAUUGAUUGGCAGCUUGUUGCCGGGCGCCAGCUUCCAGCGCCGGAAGACCUGCCUGGAGAUCCUCAACAUCAUCUACGACACUCUGGUGUAUGUGCCUGGAGGAGGGACGCACCUGAGGGGGCAGGCUCAAGAGAAGUGUGUACAGAUUGUUGAGUACGCUCACCGCCUGGGUCUGUGUGAUUUCCUCAGCUGGAGAUCGAUGGUUGCAGUGUGCACUUGUGUUACAGACGGUGCUGAUGAGGUGCAAGAGUUGAGUGCUGGGCUCCUGAUGCGGUUCUUCCCAUGGUCCGCGCCCCAACAACCAGGCUACCACCCCGAGGAUCUGGCUUAUCAUCUUCUCUCUAGUGCUCUGCAUCUUUGCAGCAGCCCUCGGCCGUAUGAGACCCAGAGUGGCGCCCUCAUCUGUAACAUCGUCUUUGUCAAGUAUGCAUGUGAGCAGGGGGCAGUGUUUAGCCGAGGGUCAGGAGAAGGCUUUACAUGCACACUGAUGGACUCGUCCAGUGCUCAUUCCCAGUUUCUGCAGUUCCUGCUAGAAGAGACACAGAAAGCUCUGGCGCUGGCCGAGACAAAUCUGGUCCUGGCGUCCAGAGAAAGUCCCAUACAUGGUUUGAUACAGGGAAUUGCAUUAUGUCUGAAGUCUCUUCAAUCUCGACAUGACCUUGACCUUCCUGUUAGUCUGCUUCUGGAUCUGCUUAAGGUCAAUGUGAAGGUGAUUCAGAUGACCUUGUCAGUGACCUCAGGGGGCAAUGAGAAAGAGAGCUGCCCAUCGUUUGCAGAGCUGGGGGUUGCCCUUGAUAGCCUUGUAUCUGGGGAGCGAGAAGGAGAAUCGCUGUCACUGACACCAGAGUUCCAGUUCAUGUUGUCCUGGUGCUGGGUCAACCUCAAGGAGAGCUGUACCUGUCUGGGUGAGGUGACCGCCUGUCUGGUGACGUCCAGGACCGGGGACAGACCAACAUGGCUACAGGAGCUACAGAGUGUGGGCCAGGUGUAUGUUCAAGUCCUCACCAGCUGUCGGAUCAGGGGUGCCAUUGAAGGAUGCCGCCAAGGGUUCCUGCAGUACUGCACAGUUCUGAUGUCCUGUGAUGACCCUGCUCUAGCAGCCAUACCGGCAGAGAUUCUACACCAGGUAAUGAGUAGCCUGGAGAGCAACUUGAUGUCGGCGUCUGUAACUCGCCGAUCCGCAGGGCUUCCGAUCAUAGUGCAGGUCAUUGCACAGGCUGAACAGAGGAGGAAACAGCACCAGCUCCUGACACAGUCAGUGGUCACUCUGUUCCGAUUGGCGUCUGCUCCCUUCACACCCCAGUCUAACCAGACACAGGACGUCUGCCAAGUCCAUGCCCUCAACAUCCUCAAGGCCCUUUUCGGUGAUGCUGCGCUGGUGCUCAGCCUGAUGUCCCGGUACACGGAGGUCCUCAUCAUCAUCUUCGAUGGGUUUGAGUCUCCCAGCUGGGCCAUCAGGAAUGCUGCUACACAACUCUUCGGGAUAAUGGUGAGUCGCAUGUUUGGUCCUCGGGGAAAGGCAGGCACUAGUCAGAAGAUGAUGACUUUCCAAGAGUUAUUUGCCCACUACCCAGACCUACCGUCAGCCAUGUUGUCAAGGCUAGAGACAACAUGUACCAACUUUGGAAGUAUCAACAGCCUGCAGCCAUCUUUGUUCCUGGUGCUCACCUUGUUGGCCAGUCUUGGUCCAGCCGAGUCUCAGUCAACUGACCAAAUUGAGAGAGCGUUGAGAGAGAAGAUAUCAUUGUCCUUACCCAGCCCAGUGUAUACCCUGCGUGAGUUGUCCGCCCGAGCAGCUGUCACUUUCAUACCUCUCGACAGUGGAGAGCAGGAGGGCUUGAAACUUGUGGCUAGCCUCCCACCAUCUUGUGACAAGAUUGACGGACAUAAUCUACUACAUGGAACUUUAUUAUGUGUGGAAAAGUUGAUUCUCAGUAGAGAGUUUAGUAAGACGUUUAAACAGACAUUGUUCACUGUAAUCCUAGAGAAAUCCUGGAUUCUCACCAAGCUGAGUCACUGCCCUCUAAUUUCUGCUAAAUAUGUUCAGAUAAUAAAACAUUUAAUACCAGACUGUGAUUGUGAUGAACGUUUAAGAAUGUCCAUUGUUAGUUUAUUGAAGUCUGCGAUGGACGGAGAACAUUCCAGCAUAUUACAGAUUGGGACUGGACUGAAAGUAAAGGAUUCAAUGCUCUGUAUUACACAUCUGCUUCACGACAUACAAGAUGUUUUAACAAAACAGUGCUGUGAUUGGCUGCAGUCACCGGACAGUGACGUCUGCUCAGUCUGUCUUGACAUAUUACUUAAAAUGGCGGUGAAACACAGGAACAGCAAUGUGGACUGGUCACAGAUUCAGCCCCAGAUAUGGAUGCUGCUACAGAGAGAUGUGGGGAUCUCCACCCUGACGGCGGCCAUGUCCCUCCUGGCAGAGAUACAACUCCAUCAGCUGACACAGGUACACUCUGACAACAUCACCAUAGAUGACCUUCACCAGGUUGAAGCCCUAUGUGGAAGCACAUCCAGUCUUCAAGCUGCUUGUAUCCAGAUGAAGGCCAUCUUGGUCAAGAACAUGCUGAAACUUCAACUCCCUGUUACAGAUUCCUUGUGCGUACCCUGUUACAGAUUCCUGACUGUCAAAGAACAAAGGGAUACAGUUCUAGUUUGCUCGACUCCGUGUUCACCCUGCUGGAGGACGGGGAUACAGACAUACGGGGAUACAGACAUCAGGGACAGGGCUGCCCAGUUCGUCAGCUCUCUACACUGGGACCAGAGAUGCAUACAGUUCUCUGAUGUUGACAGUAACACCUGCCAGAAGAUGUUUUGCCAGUACAUCAGUUCCAUCUCAACCUGGCCUCCAUCUGUACCUAUAUACCUCCUGGAGAAGAUCUACAGGUCAGGGGAGGUAAUCCAGGCAUGCAGGAAUAACAGGCUGAACAGCAGAUCAGAGGUGCUGUUUGAGCAGGAGGACAGCAGCAUUCUGUCUGAGAAGCCAUUGCAACAAGAGAUGUAUCACUCGACUGUCAAGGCACUUCUCCAUGGCAACAGUGACAUGUUACCAGCCUCCUAUGUGUCCCAGAAAACUGCUGAAAUAUCAACAGACCUCACAGCUUGCAUACCAGUCUUACGGAAGAACUUGCAAAAUGCUCCUAUUUUGAACAUCAGCAGUGACAGCACUGUCUACUCCUCAAUUGCUGGUCUCAUCCUUGUAGCUGAUGUUGUUGUGACAGUAGCAGAUGCAGCCGUAGUUGGUGACAUACAGGCGAAGCUAGCUGAACUGGGUCAGAUGAAAGACCUCCAUCCUGGGCUGCAAGUCAUUUUAAACAAGCUCCUCUCCAACCAGUCCAAGUGAUGUGUUUGGGCUCCCACACGUUUGUUUGGUUCGAAGUUCACAUCAGGCCAAACUGUUUCAUUGUUAACCAUACUAUUAUGGACACUUCAUACUUUUAUUAUUAACUUAUUAUGGUCACCUUUCUGAUUGCUGUGGUCCCAUAUUAUUUAUUACAUAUUUAUAGCAAAUGUAUAAGUGAGUGAGUGAGGUUUUACGCC
Messenger RNA from Haliotis rubra (blacklip abalone), 5698 nucleotides. Its product is annotated as thyroid adenoma-associated protein homolog. The coding region runs from base 132 to 5501 and encodes 1789 amino acids. The transcript has 33 exons. The record is from RefSeq and is a predicted model, not a curated record. Gene Ontology annotation, biological process: tRNA methylation. Lineage: Eukaryota; Metazoa; Mollusca; Gastropoda; Lepetellida; Haliotidae. Gene Ontology annotation, cellular component: cytosol.